Meloidogyne enterolobii is the source of this 342-nucleotide messenger RNA. The record is from the annotation of a GenBank genome assembly. Lineage: Eukaryota; Metazoa; Nematoda; Chromadorea; Rhabditida; Meloidogynidae.
AUGUCUGGAAAUGCUCAAAUAUUCAAAACUACUCAAGUGACCUUAAAUGUGGACAACCAAGAGCCUUGUACCGUUAAAAUUAAUAAUGGCGAAACCAAAUGUAAAAUAACCGGAGAUGAAUUAAAUGGAAAAUUAAUUUUCGAAACUGAAAAAGGAACUGAAAUUUCUGUUCCUUUCAAAGAUGCUAAAUUGUUUUCUGGAAAUAAGUGUGUUAUAGAACUUGUCACUUAUAACAAGGAAACUCAUGAAACUAAACUUAAAAUUAAUGGAAAUGAUUUUGUGAUUAAAAAGAAGGAUGGUACUGUGUCAACUAAGUGUGGCGGAAGAGCUAAAACUGUUUGA